AAGACAUGAACGCCACCUCUCAGUCAUACAUAAGACCUGUGAAUGUGUUUGACUUCCUCUUCCUUUUGAAGCAUUAGUUCAAACAUUAAUGCAAUUUGUUUUACAAAAAGGGUUUUCAUUGUUUUUGCCAUUUUUGCGGCGAAAAUCGUUUCACAGUCAACCAAAGUUUGUGAAACAUUUGAAUAAUAUGAGAGUCAAUAUUCUUCCGGCUCUCGGAGAUAAUUAUAUGUAUCUCUUGAUCGAUGAGAAGACAAGAGAAGCUGCUAUUGUAGAUCCCGUCGAACCAAACAAAGUGUUGACAGCAGUGAAGGCAGAGAAUGUGAAUUUGACAACAGUUUUAACGACUCACCAUCACUGGGAUCACGCGGGAGGUAAUGAAGAACUCGUUAAACUGGUGCCAAACUUGACUGUUGUUGGCGGAGAUGAAAGAGUUGGAGCACUCAAUAAAAAAGUAUCGACAGGAGAUCAGCUAACCAUUGGACAAAUGAAUGUCGAGUGUCUAUUUACUCCGUGUCAUACAAAGGGUCAUAUCUGUUAUUAUGUCACUUCUAAAGAUAAUCCAAAUGAUGAUCCACUAGUUUUCACAGGUGACACUUUAUUCGUGAGCGGUUGCGGUAAGUUUUUUGAGGGCACACCACAGCAAAUGCAUAGAGCACUCAUCGAUGUAUUGGCAAAUUUACCACUAAAUACGAGAGUGUAUUGCGGUCACGAAUAUACGGUCACUAACUUGAAGUUUGCAAAUAGUGUUGAACCAAACAAUGAGGAUAUUAUCAAUAAAUUGAAAUGGGCUCAGGAAAUGCGCUCAAGAAAUGAACCAACAGUUCCGUCAACCAUUGCCGAUGAAAACAAGACUAAUCCAUUCAUGAGAGUCAAUGUCCAAAGUGUUCAAAAACACGUCAACAAAGGCAAUGAUGUCAUCGCAACAAUGGAAGAGUUAAGACAUCUGAAGAAUAAUUUCAGAGCCGACUAAAAGUCUGUCAAUCUAUUGACUCGGAAGCCGACUCUUUGCUAGAAUUGGCCGCAAAUAACUUCAUUUCGUUCUCAUAACGAAUCUUAUCGUUAUUAAAGAGAUUGUAAUAAAUCUAUAUUUUAAUUGUUAAGUAAAUAAUUAUUUUUUCUAAUUACCGAUAAUUCC
Molecule: messenger RNA, 1135 nt
Organism: Oppia nitens
Lineage: Eukaryota; Metazoa; Arthropoda; Arachnida; Sarcoptiformes; Oppiidae
Gene: tzn
Product: hydroxyacylglutathione hydrolase, mitochondrial-like
Exons: 5
Coding region: 89-970 (293 amino acids)
Molecular function (GO): hydroxyacylglutathione hydrolase activity
Source: RefSeq, a predicted model, not a curated record